AUGAGUGAAGAUAAUAAUAGUAAUAAUAUACCGUCUCAUAUUAAUGAGACAUCAAGAUCUCCGAAUAAUAAAAUCCUUUCACCAUUUGAUGAUGUCUUUGAAUUCGGUACAAGUGACCCAUUCACUUCCAAUGAAAAUCGAUCACAACAAGAACAUCAAAACAAAUCAAAUGUAAGAACUGGUAGUAGUAAAUCCGAAGGAACCGAUAGAGACCUAAGUAGUGAUAGUCCCCAGGAAAAGAAUGACGUUCAUUCUUUUACUAAGACACCGAUGCUAGGGGAGGACAUGGCAAAGUUUGAAUCAGUAGAAAUAUUUGAAAAUUCGGAUUCAAAGGAUGUUUCCACACAGGAUUUGAAUCAAUCUACUAGAGGAGAUAUGAAUGAGGUUAAGAGAAUGAGGUUUGCUACUUUAAGAGAUAAGACACAUUCGAAGAAUCUAGGUGUGGAUCGUUCAAGGACAAUGAAAUGGGCACAACAGAAUAUUAAGAAAGCAUUCCAGGAUGAAAAAAAUAUUGAUGAAGCGGAGGAUGCUGCAAGACGUAAUAGAUCUUCGGAAUUACGUUCUGUUUAUUUUAAUCUACCUUUACCUAAUGACAUGAAGGAUGAAGAUGGGAAACCAAUUAUGAAUUACUCAAGAAAUAAAAUUAGAACCACGAAAUAUACACCUUUAUCUUUUUUCCCCAAAAAUAUUUUUAAUCAAUUUAAAAAUUUUGCUAAUGUUUAUUUCUUAAUCUUAAUUAUUUUAGGUGCUUUCCAAAUCUUUGGUGUCCCUAAUGCAGGUCUGGCAGCUGUGCCGUUGAUCGUUAUUGUUAUCCUGACUGCUAUUAAGGAUGGGUUCGAGGACUCAAGAAGAACAAUAUUGGAUAUGGAAGUUAAUAAUACAAAGACUCAUAUAUUGGAUGGUAUGGAGAACGACAAUGUUCCAUUUGACAAUGUUUCACUAUGGAGAAAAUUCAAAAAGGCAAAUACUAGAUUAAUGAUGCAAUUCUUUCAAUUUUUAAGUGAACAUUUUACUGCUACGGGCAAAGAAGCAAGAAAGGAUAGAAAAUUAAAAGAAAUGAGAAUGAAAAGAGCUGGGGGGAAGGAUCUACCAAGAAAUUCAUUGGAUUCUUACCAGAGUUAUAGACCAUCUGCUGAUUAUACGCGACCUUCCUACGAUAUGAUUCGUCCAUCCUUAGAAUAUGAUAACAACACGAUUAAUUAUGGUGACAAAACUAAUAGUAACGCUACCAUACUUGAUCCAAAUUUACCACUGAGACCAGAAUGUAAAUUUAAGAAAAAUUAUUGGAAAAAUGUACGUGUAGGUGAUAUUGUUCGUGUUCAUAAUAAUGAUGAAAUCCCUGCUGAUUUGAUUAUUUUAUCCACCUCAGAUAAUGAUGGAGGUUGUUAUGUUGAAACUAAAAAUUUAGAUGGGGAAACUAAUUUAAAAGUCCGUCAAUCCUUGAAAUGUAGUUCCAAUGUUAAAACAUCUCGUGAUAUUACAAGAACCAAAUUUUGGUUAGAAAGUGAAGGUCCCCACUCUAAUUUAUACUUAUACCAAGGUAACUUGAAAUGGAUAGAAUCUGAUACUAACACAUACCACAAUGAACCUAUUUCCAUCAACAACAUGUUAUUGCGUGGUUGUACUUUAAGAAACACCAAAUGGGCAAUGGGUGUGGUUUUAUUUACUGGUGAUGAUACUAAAAUCAUGUUAAACUCUGGUAUAACACCAACUAAAAAAUCAAGAAUCUCAAGAGAAUUAAACCUAUCUGUUUUAUUUAACUUCGUAUUUUUAUUCUGUCUAUGUUUCGUUGCUGGUAUUAUUAAUGGUGUUUAUUAUAGUAGAAAACCUGAGUCAAGAGAUUUUUUCGAAUUUGGUACUAUUGCAGGGAAACCUGCAACAAAUGGGUUUGUCUCAUUUUGGGUCGCACUUAUCCUGUAUCAAUCAUUGGUUCCUAUUUCAUUAUACAUUUCUAUUGAAAUUAUUAAGACAGCACAAGCAAUUUUUAUUUAUUUGGAUGUCAUGCUUUAUAAUACUAAACUUGAUUAUCCAUGUACUCCCAAAUCAUGGAAUAUAUCCGAUGAUCUGGGACAAAUUGAAUACAUUUUUUCAGAUAAAACUGGUACUUUAACUCAGAACGUAAUGGAAUUUAAAAAAUGUACAAUUAACGGUGUAUCUUAUGGUCGAGCUUAUACAGAAGCACUAGCGGGACUAAGAAAGAGGCAAGGUAUUGAUGUGGAGGAAGAAGGUCAACGUGAACGUGAAGCUAUUCGUAUCGAUAGGGAAGAAAUGAUCAAUAAGUUGGAAUCGAUCUCAAACAAUUCACAAUUUGAUCCAGAACGAUUGACUUUUGUUUCUAAGGAGUAUGCAAAUGAUUUGGAUGGAGCCAGUGGUGAUAUUCAACAAAAAUGUUGUUCUCAUUUUAUGUUAGCAUUAGGUCUAUGUCAUACUGUUCUAGUAGAGAAAAAUGAACAGGAUCCAAAUAAAUUAGAGCUUCAAGCGCAAUCUCCAGAUGAAGCAGCUUUAGUUACAACUUCAAGAGAUGUUGGUUUUUCAUUAAUUGAUAAUAAGAAGAACAUAAUAGUUCUAGAAAUCCAAGGUGUACAAAAAGAGUUUGAAGUUUUAAAUAUUCUUGAGUUUAAUUCUACUAGAAAGAGAAUGAGUUGUAUUAUCAAAUUACCCGCAAAAGAUGCUAAUUCUAACCCAACUGUACUACUGAUUUGUAAAGGUGCAGAUUCAAUCAUAUAUUCAAGAUUGGAUACUACAAAAAAUGAAGAAAGUUUAUUAGAAAAGACAGCGUUGCAUCUUGAACAAUAUGCCACUGAAGGUUUAAGAACUUUGUGUGUUGCGCAAAGAGAAAUUAGUUGGACGGAAUAUAUGGCCUGGAGUGAAAAAUAUAAUGUUGCUGCUGAAGCUCUUGUUGAUAGAGAAGCUGAAUUAGAUAAAGUAUCUGAAUUAAUUGAACGUGAUUUGAUAUUACUUGGUGGUACAGCCAUAGAGGAUAAAUUACAAGAUGGUGUCCCAGAUUCGAUUGCACUUUUAGCUGAAGCUGGUAUUAAGCUUUGGGUGUUGACUGGUGAUAAAGUUGAAACAGCUAUCAACAUUGGAUUUUCAUGUAAUGUUUUAAACACAGAUAUGGAACUAUUAGUUAUCAAAGCUGAAGGUGACGACGUACAAGAUCUGGGUGAUAACCCUGAAUCUAUUGUUUUGAACCUAACUUCUAAAUAUUUACAUGAAAAAUUUGGACUAUCAGGUACCGAAGAAGAUUUAGAAAACGCAAAGAAUGAUCACUCAGUUCCAAAGAAUGAUUUUGCCGUAAUUAUUGAUGGUGAAGCAUUGAAAAUUGCUUUAACAGGCCCAGAAAUGAGACGUAACUUUUUAUUGUUAUGCAAGAAUUGUAAAGCUGUUUUAUGCUGUAGAGUUUCACCAUCUCAAAAGGCGGCUGUUGUUAAAUUAGUGAAGCAAUCUCUGGAUGUUAUGACAUUAGCUAUUGGUGAUGGUUCAAAUGAUGUGGCAAUGAUUCAGUCCGCUGAUGUCGGUGUCGGUAUUGCAGGGGAAGAAGGUAGACAAGCCGUUAUGUGUUCUGAUUUCGCUAUUGGCCAAUUCCGUUAUUUAACAAGAUUAUUAUUAGUACAUGGAAGAUGGUGCUAUAAGAGACUUGCUGAAAUGAUUCCACAAUUUUUCUACAAGAAUUUAAUUUUCACAAUGACUUUAUUCUGGUAUGGUGUUCAUAAUGAUUUUGAUGGUUCAUAUCUAUUUGAAUUCACAUAUUUGACAUUUUAUAAUUUAGCCUUUACAUCUGUUCCAGUCAUCCUAUUAGGUGUACUUGAUCAAGAUGUGUCAGACAAAAUUUCCUUGAUUGUUCCAGAGUUGUAUAGAUCUGGUAUCCUUCGUAAGGAUUGGAAUCAAACAAAAUUUUUAUGGUAUAUGUUUGAUGGUCUGUACCAGUCUGCCAUUUGUUAUUUCUUUCCAUAUUUGGUAUACCGUAGGAAUAUGAUUGUAACUAAUAAUGGUUUAGGAUUAGACCAUCGUUUCUAUGUUGGUGUCCCUGUCACUGGUAUUGCUGUUAUUUCCUGUAACAUGUAUAUUCUUAUGGGUCAAAAACGUUGGGAUUGGUUUACUGGGUUAUUCAUAAUUUUAUCCAUUGCCGUAUAUUUCGGUUGGACCGGUAUUUGGUCAAGUUCCCUUAACAGUUAUGAAUUUUUCAAAUCUGCCGACCGUGUUUACUCUACCCCAUCCUUUUGGGCUGUCCUUGUGAUAGGUAUCUUCUUCUGUAUUUUACCAAGGUUUACAUUCAAUUCUGUUCAACAAAUGAUAAAUCCAACAGAUGUCGAUGUUGUUAAAGAGAUGUGGGCCAACGGUGCAUAUGACAAUUACCCUGAGAAUUAUGACCCCACCGAUCCAGAACAAAAGAAAAUCAAACGUGACGAUUAUAUGAUAGGUGAUAAUAUGUUCGAAGGCGAAUACAAUCCCCAGGAUGCUGUAGGAGGUGAUUCUGCUAUGGAAUCAAGGGACUCUGUGAUUGUUGAAGAAAUCCCUAUGGAUUCAUACGAUAAGAGUGCUAGAGAUCAAGAUCAAGAUAUACGAUGGGUGCCUUCGGUGUCAUCAGAUGUUACAGGGCGUGCCCCAAUGAAAUCAAUGGAUUCAUGGGUAGAAGGCAGGCGUUCUAUGAAUCAAUCGCGUGUUAGAACGUCGUUAGAUAGAACAAGGGAAAGUAUGUUAGCAUCCAAUCAAUUGGAUAAUAGAUACAGUGUAGAACGUGCGCGUGUAUCGUUAGAUCUUCCAGGUUUGACACAAGCUGCUAAUUUAAUGAAAAAAAGCAGUAGAUCAUGA
Molecule: messenger RNA, 4812 nt
Organism: Maudiozyma barnettii
Lineage: Eukaryota; Fungi; Ascomycota; Saccharomycetes; Saccharomycetales; Saccharomycetaceae
Gene: DNF2
Product: aminophospholipid-translocating P4-type ATPase DNF2
Exons: 1
Coding region: 1-4812 (1603 amino acids)
Biological process (GO): phospholipid translocation
Cellular component (GO): plasma membrane
Molecular function (GO): ATPase-coupled intramembrane lipid carrier activity; magnesium ion binding; ATP binding
Source: RefSeq, a predicted model, not a curated record